This is a messenger RNA of Mangifera indica (mango), 2552 nucleotides long. Its product is annotated as receptor-like protein EIX2. Gene Ontology annotation, molecular function: protein binding. The record is from RefSeq and is a predicted model, not a curated record. The coding region runs from base 34 to 2409 and encodes 791 amino acids. The transcript is spliced from 2 exons. Lineage: Eukaryota; Viridiplantae; Streptophyta; Magnoliopsida; Sapindales; Anacardiaceae.
CAUUUCCUUCUUAUAAUUUCAAUCUAAAACUACAUGUCAUUAAUGAAACCAACCAUGACUAAUAUUGCUGGUGUUCUUUUCCUGCAGUUGUUUGCCAUAUCAACCAUCAGUAUUAGCUUUUGCAGAGGAAGCUCUACUGUUUGCUGCAUCGAAAGCGAGAAACAAGCACUCUUAAGGUUCAAGCAAGACCUCAAUAGUAGCAAUAGCCUGCGACUAGCUUCUUGGAAUGCUGAUGGAGAUUGCUGCACAUGGGCUGGCGUUUCCUGUGACAACUUGACAGGCCAUGUUCAUAAACUCGACCUUCGAAAUCCUUACGAUGACUAUGUAUCAUACGCUUUUAUGUGGUCUAUGUUGGUUGAUAUAGGAAACAUGACUUCCGUCAAAUGGCUUGACCUCUCACUCAAUGGACUUAAAGGGAAAAUUCCCAGAUCAAUGGGAAGACUAUGCAGCCUGAGGUCUGUUCUUCUAUCAUACAUUGAAUUAAAUCAAGAUGUAUCAGAAGUUUUAGAUAUUUUCUCAGGAUGUGUUGCAGAUAGACUAGAAGAUGUUUAUAUAAUUAGUAGUCAACUUUCUGGUCUUUUGUCUGAUCAACUUGGGCAAUUUAAAAACUUAGUCAAUCUACAUCUAAGAGACAACAAGAUUUCAGGUCCUAUUCCAGUGUCUUUAGGGGGACUCUCAGCGUUGAGGUCUUUAGAUCUUUCUUUCAACAAAUUGAAUGGAUCUCAUUCUGAAAUUAACUUUGCAAACCUCACAGAGCUUUCUCUCUUUUUUGUAUGUGGAAACUCUCUGGUGUUGAAUGUUAGUCCCAACUGGGUUCCUCCUUUUCAACUUGAAGCGUUGGCAUUGGGAUCUUGUCACUUGGGUUCUCAGAUUCCAUUGUGGGUUUUUUCCCAGAAGAGUUUGAUCUAUCUGGAUAUCUCCAAUUCUGGAAUUAUAUCUACAAUUCCCAGUGGGUUCUGGAAAUCAUUUCCCAGACUUACUUAUUUUAAUCUUUCUCACAACCAAAUCUAUGGAGAGGUGCCAAAUUUAACGGAAGCGAUUCAACUUGAGUUAUUUGAUUUGAGCUCAAAUAACUUAACAGGGUCGUUGCCUCUUAUUUCCACCACUAUGAAUGCACUUGACCUUUCUGACAAUGCUUUUUCAGGAUCCAUUUUCCAUUUUGUGUGCUUCAGGAUGAAUGAGACAAAGGGAAUGGAGAUCCUUAACCUCAGGAACAAUCUGUUAUUUGGAGAAUUACCUGAUUGUUGGAUGAAUUGGAAAAAUCUGUUGGCCUUGAAUUUAGGUAGCAAUAGUUUUCAUGGCAACUUUCCAAACUCAGUGGGAAUGUUAAGUUACCUUCAGUCGUUGCAUCUUCGCAGAAAUGGUCUCUCUGGGGAAAUUCCUGCAUCACUGAAAAAUUGCAGAGGGUUAAUUUCCCUUGAUAUUGGUGAAAAUAAGUUUUCUGGACAUGUACCAAGGUGGAUUGGAGAAAGAUUUUCAAAACUGAUGAUUCUCAACCUCCGUUCGAAUAAUUUUGAUGGGUUCUUACCGGCAGAACUUUGCCAUCUGAUUUCUUUACAGAUCUUAGAUCUUGCUGAUAACAAUUUCAUCGGAAAUGUACCAAGAUGUAUCAAUAACUUCACAGCCAUGGUCACAGUGGACUAUUGUGGAGGCAACCGCAUUCAAUACUUAUCGGGCAUUCCUUAUCCAGUGUCCUUUCGUGGUUUUGCACCAAAUUAUAUUGACCGUGAUUUGCUUCCUUAUCCAGUAUCCUUUCGUGGUUUUGUAAUAAAUUAUCUUGAAGAUGAAUUGCUUGUGAUGAAAGGAAAAGCAGUUCAAUAUGACAUCAUUCUUAACCUGGUGAGAAUCAUAGAUCUUUCCCAUAACAAUUUGUCAGGAGAGAUUCCAAUGGAAGUAACCAAUCUUGCUGCACUACAAUCACUGAAUCUGUCAUACAAUCGCAUUAGUGGAAGAAUUCCUGAGAAUAUUGGAGCAAUGAGUUCAUUGGAGUGCAUUGAUUUCUCCCUAAAUCAACUUUCUGGUGAAAUCCCACAAAGCAUAUCAAGGUUGACGUAUUUGAAUCACUUGAACUUAUCCAACAACAACUUACAUGGAAGUAUUCCUUUGAGCACUCAGUUACAGGGAUUCGACGCAUCCUGUUUCACUGGUAAUGAACUUUGCGGAUCUCCACUUCCUCAAAGGUGCACUGCAACUGGCCCAAUACCCGCAGAUUCUAAGAAUGCAGAAGGAGAAGAUCUUAACAAGCAUGAAGUUCAAUGGUUCUAUGUAAGCUUGCCACUUGGAUUUGUUGUGGGUUUCUGGUGUGUAAUAGGACCUCUUCUUGUGAACAGAAGAUGGAGGUAUAUGUAUUGUAAUUUCUUGGAUUGUUUUGGGGAUAAGUUUGUUAGUGUUGUAAGAAGAUGUUACUAGAUUUUUAAUUUUUGAAGUUCUGGUAUUUUAUGUCAUUUCAUAAACAAGAUGAAGUAUUGUAAUAAGCAAAGUUUAUUAACAUGUUUUCUGUGUACUUGAGUAGAAAAGUUUUUUAAUACAUGAUUGAUCACAUGAUGACAUAA